Messenger RNA from Paralichthys olivaceus (Japanese flounder), 864 nucleotides. It is a transcript of the gene cript, whose product is annotated as cysteine-rich PDZ-binding protein. Gene Ontology annotation, biological process: cytoplasmic microtubule organization. Gene Ontology annotation, molecular function: microtubule binding; PDZ domain binding. The record is from RefSeq and is a predicted model, not a curated record. Gene Ontology annotation, cellular component: dendrite. NCBI's taxonomy places the organism in Eukaryota, Metazoa, Chordata, Actinopteri, Pleuronectiformes, Paralichthyidae.
GCGAAUCCGAGCGAGGACGAAAUGCAGACCGGAAGUUUACAAACAGCUACCAAACAAGCUAAUAGUUAGCUAACACUUUGGUUUCAUUUGACCGACCGUCGAAAAAACCCUCCGUUAUAACGAACAAAGGCAAAAGAUGGUUUGUGAAAAGUGCGAGAAGAAGCUUGGUAAGGUCAUCACCCCUGACACCUGGAAGGAUGGAGCUCGGAAUACAACAGAGAGUGGUGGGCGUAAGCUCAAUGAAAACAAGAUGCUGACUUCUAAGAAGGCCAGGUUUGAUCCUUACAGCAAGGGAGGCUUCACUACCUGCAGGAUCUGCAAGAGCUCAGUUCAUCAGUCUGGAUCACACUACUGCCAGGGCUGUGCGUACAAGAAAGGAAUCUGCGCGAUGUGCGGAAAAAAGGUUUUGGACACCAAGAACUACAAACAGACGUCUGUGUGACAGCGUGCCGAGAAGAGAAGUGUUCUACAAGUGAACAACGGAUGUGAGGAUGAGAUGGAGGUGUUUGUCAUCUUGAUUCAUUUUCAUUAUUUUUCCAUAGAUCCCUGUCAUAAAUCUUUACUGUUAUUCUCCCCACCUCAGUGAAAGAGAAUCAUUUGGAUUUUGUAUCCUCUUAUUGUAUAAUACUCAAUCAAGCUACUGGAACUAAUUCAGUGGCCAUACACAGGGUAGCCCUGUCUUCUCCAAACACAUCACCAUUUAUUACCUGUUUCUUGAGCCACGGCUUCUUAUUUGUUUUUUUGUGUAUUUUAAGUGAAAUAAUUUUUUUUUUUUUAACAAUUCAUUUUUUAUGUAAUUUGUUCUGUGUUGCACUUUUUUGAGUGAAUUAAAGCAUUCAGUAUGAGGACGUCAUCUGUCAGGGA